AUGAAAUAUGCACAAGAGCAAUCAGGUUCUUCAGGCUCCUUUCACACUUGCAAGCAAGAAAGUGUAAUUGGUCAAGCAAUAGAUUCAUGCUGUGUUAACGAAGCUAGUAGUGCUGGAUCUAUCGGCAAUAAAGUUCAGCAGAGCGAGUCUAAGAUAUCAGCCCCGAACCCUGAAACUGAGGAAAAUGGUGAUGAUGAAUUAAAUUCUGAAUCGGUGAAGGUCAAAAGGGAUGCUACCAAGAAGACCAUAUAUGGAUGCCAGGCCCGUGAGGCUGAAAUUUCUGUACAGGGGAAAUUGGUAGAUCCCCAGCGCAAAAAGAGCAAAGCAAGUUUACGGAAGCUUGAUGAGCAACCUGAAUGGUUGAGGGGAGGAAAGCUGCGUGAUUAUCAGCUUGAGGGUCUGAAUUUUCUUGUUAAUAGUUGGCGAAAUGAUACUAAUGUUAUUUUAGCUGAUGAGAUGGGUCUUGGUAAAACUGUUCAGUCAGUAUCCAUGCUUGGGUUUUUACAGAAUGCUCGACAUAUCCAUGGGCCAUUUCUUGUUGUUGUACCAUUAUCCACAUUGUCAAACUGGGCAAAAGAAUUUAGGAAGUGGCUACCUGAGAUGAAUAUUAUUGUAUAUGUUGGUACUCGUGCAAGUCGAGAGGUUUGUCAGCAGUAUGAAUUCUACAAUAACAAAAAUGUUGGCAGGCCAAUAAAGUUUAAUGCACUAUUGACUACAUAUGAAGUAGUUCUGAAAGAUAAAGCUGUCCUUUCAAAGAUCAAGUGGUUCUAUCUGAUGGUUGAUGAAGCACACAGGUUAAAAAAUAGUGAAGCACAGUUGUAUACAAUACUUUCGGAAUUUAGCACCAAGUACAAGUUGUUGAUUACUGGUACUCCAUUACAGAACAGUGUGGAAGAGUUGUGGGCCCUGCUUCAUUUCCUUGAUCCAGAUAAGUUCAGGAGUAAAGAUGAUUUUGUUAAGAAUUACAAGAAUCUUGGCUCUUUUAAUGAGAAUGAGGUUUCACUUUUAAAUAUUGUGGUUGAGUUGAAGAAGUGCUGCAAUCACCCCUUCCUGUUUGAGAGUGCAGACCAUGGUUAUGGUGGCGAAUCAAGAACCAAUGAUAGCAGUAAACUUGAGAGAAUUGUUUUGAGCAGUGGGAAGUUAGUUAUACUCGAUAAGCUGCUUGUUAGGUUGCAUGAGACAAAGCAUCGUGUUUUAAUUUUUUCCCAGAUGGUAAGAAUGUUGGAUAUACUAGCAGAAUAUAUGUCACAUAGAGGGUUUCAAUUUCAAAUGCUAGAUUGCAGCACUAAGGCUGAACUGCGUCAGCAAGCAAUGGAUUAUUUUAAUGCACCUGGUAGUGAUGAUUUCUGCUUCCUUCUUUCAACUCGGGCAGGUGGCCUAGGUAUCAACCUUGCAACAGCAGAUACAGUUAUCAUAUUUGAUUCGGACUGGAACCCUCAAAAUGACCUACAGGAUUGAUUGAAAUGAAAUCUCCUUUUAAUUUUUUAAUUUCUUUUGGGUAUUUUAUGUUAUUUUUUAUGGGG
This is a messenger RNA of Humulus lupulus (European hop), 1523 nucleotides long. Its product is annotated as protein CHROMATIN REMODELING 5-like. Gene Ontology annotation, cellular component: chromatin; nucleus. Gene Ontology annotation, biological process: regulation of transcription by RNA polymerase II; nucleosome organization. NCBI's taxonomy places the organism in Eukaryota, Viridiplantae, Streptophyta, Magnoliopsida, Rosales, Cannabaceae. The transcript is spliced from 11 exons. Gene Ontology annotation, molecular function: ATP-dependent chromatin remodeler activity; ATP hydrolysis activity; chromatin binding. Bases 1 to 1458 code for a protein of 485 amino acids. The record is from RefSeq and is a predicted model, not a curated record.